AUGAGAACUGGUGGAGAAAUGGAAAACAAAUUGCAAAGCAAGAAGUUAGAAGCAAAAACAGCAGAGGCAAAGCCAGAUGCUGUCGCUAAAGAUAAGCAUUACAAACAAUCUUUAAAGCCAUCAGAAGUGCCAAAUAUACGAGAUACAGAAUCGUACAUGGGUUCAGAAUGGUGUGGAAUAUUUGAAGUGGAUGUUGAUUUUAAGCAGGAGCACUUCCUGCGUGCUAUGAAGAAUCUGAUUAAGAAUCCAAACAUAAAUUCCACGGUUAUUUUGCGAUCUGAUACAUUAAAAAGAUUUAAAUAUGACUAUGAUACAGAUACUCCACUUGAGGGCCAGGAACCAAAUUUGGAGAGCUGGUGCAGAGAGAGACCAGAGGAACUUAUUGUGAAUACGGAAGAGGACGGAACUGUGCUUACAAAAAACUUGCAAGAUGUCGAUGUUAGGAGAGUUCCGAUCAACCCGGCUUUUAAACCAAGACUGGAAACUGUGAGAAGAAUGAUUCCAAGAAAUCCCGCCAAGGAUUAUAUCAUAAAUCAAACAUGUUUGAUUCUGGAAAGUGGAAAUGAACCUGGAACUACGGCGGUUUUAUACAAUCCUCAUGUUUCUUGCUCCGAGGACAUUCCUUACUAUCUUCCUCCAGUGAAAUCUAUUGCUAUUCUUUAUAGGAAAGGUAAGCUUUCAAUACAUUAUCUAACUUUUACCAAGGAGUCUGCGGGAAAUCUUCGUUGUAUGGAACCUACAGAGAGACCAAUACGGAUAGCAUACAGACUUCUGCAUACUGCUAAAAAGCAUUCAACUGGUGUAAUGAAUGGCUACACAAAAAGAGUGAAUCACGAUCGUGUCAUUUCAAAAGAGGUGUUUCAAGACCGAUAUAUUACGCUAAAGCAGAAAUAUGCUAAGACGCUUGUUGAUGGAUGGAAGGAGAAAACAGAUCCAAGAAAGCAUGUAUUUGAAGAUAUUGCAAUUGCUGCCUUUCUAAUAGAGCUGUGGAAGAAGAUAUACAAAGCGAAGCAGGAUUUUCAGUUUAGAGAUCUAGGUUGUGGAAAUGGCCUAUUGGUCUACAUCCUCACAAAGGAGGGAAUAGAUGCCAGGGCCCGUAAAUCGUGGACUUCAUAUCCGGAGGAUGUCCAAGAAAAGCUCAAAGAACAGGUUAUUGUUCCAUCUGUUCUUCUAAGACCUCAUCCUGAUAUCAGGAAGAACUCUCCGGAGAUGAAAGAUAACGGCAAGGUGUUUAAAGUGCCGAUUAAACUAAAGCCACAAUAUCAAGGCAACAGAAAACUUCACUCUCAACCUACAUAUCCAUUUGGUGAGGGGAUCAUUCCAGGAAUGGUUCCGGCAAUUAUACCACCGCUUGGUACGGCAACUCCGUUACAAACCUUCGAUAACAAAAUUGAGAUGGUGGAAUGUUACAGUAGUGCAGAGCUUUUAUCAUCUCCGAAAGUGAACACUGCUGAAUUUCCUCAGAAUACAUUUAUUAUUGGAAACCAUGCCGAUGAGAUAACAUGCUGGAUUCCAUUGCUAGGAUACCCAUUUAUGGUAAUUCCAUGCUGCUCGCACAACCUGAAUGGAGAGAAGAUCAGAUACCCGAUCAACAAAGCAAGACAAGAAAACAGUAAAACACUUUCUUACUCUUCAACCUCACGUUAUGCUUCUUUGGUGGACCACGUUGAAGAUCUUGCUGGAAUGUGCGGAUGGAAAGUUGAAAGAGAGAUGCUAAGGAUACCAUCUACAAGAAACGCAGCCAUUGUCGGAUAUGAGCGGAAAAGCGAGUCUACAAAUUCAAUAUAUGAUAUAAUUGCCAGGGAAGGAGGUGCCGAUCGUUGGGUUGAAAAUACUAUGUCAUUGACCAGAAGAGCUCCGAGAAAUCAUUGA
This is a messenger RNA of Brettanomyces bruxellensis, 1872 nucleotides long. RefSeq lists its product as uncharacterized. The transcript has 2 exons. Gene Ontology annotation, biological process: tRNA methylation. Bases 1 to 1872 code for a protein of 623 amino acids. Gene Ontology annotation, molecular function: tRNA (uridine) methyltransferase activity. NCBI's taxonomy places the organism in Eukaryota, Fungi, Ascomycota, Pichiomycetes, Pichiales, Pichiaceae. The record is from RefSeq and is a predicted model, not a curated record.